Molecule: messenger RNA, 610 nt
Organism: Drosophila suzukii
Lineage: Eukaryota; Metazoa; Arthropoda; Insecta; Diptera; Drosophilidae
Source: RefSeq, a predicted model, not a curated record
AUUGCCAAACUAAAAGGAAAAGCCCAAGUUUGGCUGCACGCAAACGCAACACGCAUUUUGGAGCCAACCGACCACCUUUGUGAGCAGCUGAUCCUAGCAUUUGCAACUAAGAUGUCAAAGGGGGAGCUGAGGAACGCGUUCCAAAAUCGUCAGUGGCGUUCAGGAGAAAGGUUCGCUUCUUAUUUCGAGGAGAAAGUUAUGCUGGCCAACGAUAUAAACAUCGACAAGGAGGAGCUCCUCGAAAACAUCAUCGAAGGAAUUCCAGCACCAGGGCUACGCGACCAAGCUCGCAUACAAUGUUUCGCCGAACCUGGGCAGAUUUUGAAAGCCUUCUCUGCAAUCCGUUUACCUGAACGAAAGCAGGAGGUCAAUUCUUCGCAGCGCUCUUCCGGAAAGAUUGCAGACACAAAGGACUUCCGUUGCGCCAAUUGCAACUCAAAGGGCCACUACGCCAAGGACUGUCAGAAACCGAAACGAGAGCCCGGAUCAUGCUACGCAUGUGGCAAAUUUGGACACUUUGUGGGUCAGUGCCCUGAGCGUAAAAGCGCAAAUGCAAAUAAAUACCAUGCCUCAUAGACACUGGCAGCCCAAUAUCAUUCGCCAAAACAGC